This is a messenger RNA of Selaginella moellendorffii, 2293 nucleotides long. RefSeq names its product aberrant root formation protein 4. Gene Ontology annotation, cellular component: cytoplasm. Bases 18 to 1655 code for a protein of 545 amino acids. Lineage: Eukaryota; Viridiplantae; Streptophyta; Lycopodiopsida; Selaginellales; Selaginellaceae. The record is from RefSeq and is a predicted model, not a curated record. Gene Ontology annotation, molecular function: ubiquitin-protein transferase inhibitor activity. The transcript is spliced from 16 exons.
UAGGGUUUUCGGCAACCAUGGCUUUGGUGGAGCGGCUCCGGGAGGCCGGCGAUCGGUGCUGUCAGUGCGAAGGCGAUGCGAUCGGGGAUUUCAAGCGUGUUCUUGAGUCCGCGGUUUUGGAUGGUGCGCAGGAGUCCACUGGUGAGUGGGAAGGCGUGUGUCAGCGGCUGUUGCUUGAUGUCAAGGCGAUGCUCGAUCCUAGCACGGAGAAGGGUCGAAUGCUUCUCGAGGCUGUGGGAUGGGAUUUGCCUGGUGCGAUCGUGAAUUAUGCUAGAGUUUCAGAGGCUUGUCGAGAGGUUUCUCUGGAUCUCAUUGUGCUCUUGGCGGAGUCGUGCUCUCCCCGAGAAAUUCUCGCUACUCUCCUGGAGGCUCUUCAUAUCUCCAUCAAGCUUGAGGCUUUAGACCUUUGCCUUCUCCUGUUGGAGGGAUUAUCGUCUGUUCUUCCACGGAUUCAGAGGCGCCGAGCAGAGUUUGCCAAGGAAACUGUCGAUGUUCUUUUACCUGUUGCUGUUGUCUCUCAGUAUCUUGACGACGAUGAAGUUCUGCGGCUCCAGAUUCUUCACAAGCUUCUGCAGCUAUGCCAAGUUUUGCAAGAAAUGUUUGCUGUCGAAAAGGCAGACAAUCAGAAGGAAAUGCUUCGCGGAAUUCUUUCUUACUUCGCGCUUGUUCUUAUGACGGCCGUAGUGUCAGCUGACACUUCAGACACUUCAAACUCAGUCUCGCAGCUUCUUGAAAUCUUGAAGUCCUGCGGCCUUACGGUGUCUAAGUUGCUGGAUAGAAGCGUGAUUUCAUCAUACACGGCUGUGCAACACAAGGAAGACGCUCAUCUUUUAUACGAUUCAGAAGCAGAUUGUGGGGCGGCACUGGCAGCGUCACUUUUAUUAAAGGACAAAACUGAGCCGCUCUGUACCCCACUGGAAGCUUUGGAUGUAUCAACAUGGCUGUUCGGUUUUGUGCUCGAGAGAAAUGGUUCAUGGAAACUUGCAGAGAAAGGCCUGAAACUUAUACAGUCGGUACUGGCUGUCAAGGGGGACGCAUGCUUCACGGAGGACGAUCAUGUGACAACAGCCACGAAGAUAUGCUCUCUUUUGAAGAUUCUUCACGACGUGGUGAUUCGUUCUCCUUACCCAUCGUUGAGAAACUCAGCCUAUGACGUUUUGCUGAAGGUUUUGAGGAGGACAAGUGCUGAUGCUAGGUUCCUGUGCUUGGUUUCUCUUGUCGGCGAUGGAUGUCAUUCCGCAGUGGUUUCGCUGCUGCUGACUUUUGCGAAGGAUGAGGUAGACAGUGCGUGGCGAUCUGAAGGUCGUGAGCUCAAUCCAUUCGUAAGCGAGAGAGUUCUAGAACUCGUGGAAAUAGUUCUCCGUCCCAAGGAGGGUGCCCCGCCAAACUUGCCGCAGAACUUGGAUGCGGUUGUUGGUGCCCUGAACUUGUACCGCUUCCUAUUGCUGAGAGAGAAAUCAGGAGGAACAAACUAUACGGGGAUACUCUCGAGAGCGGAGCUCGUAAAGGCUAAGUCUCAGUGGCUGGAGCCAUUGCGUGCAGCCAUCUCUGCAAUCCCUCCGGAUGAUCCAGAGAUCGCCCUUCACGUCGACGCAUUACAGAUGACAAGAUCCCGGUGCUUGGAACUGGUGGAAGCAGAACUGGGCCAGCCAUAAAAAGCUCUCUUUUUCGCUACCGCUACAACGAAGCAAAGAACAUCACACACACGCGAUAACUUGAGGCGUACUCUUGGCAACGUGCAACGUGCUUGCUCAUCUGCGAGGGGCUCUCCAGCUUAUUAACGCGCUCCAGUCCACUCCAGUGAGCCAGUCCCAUUAUUAACAUAUACGUCUAUGAGGUACUCCGCUCUAAACUAUCAGGCUCCCUUUUAGAACAAUCACCCCUCUCAGCUGCCUAAUGCCGGCUAGAGGCUGCAGCCGUCCAGACCAGCAUCUUUCCAGACGAAAUUUUACUCGUUUUUUACUCGUUUUCUAACUCUUUUUCGAGCGGGCGAGCGAGCGAUCGCGAGUCUUUCGCUCGCUCUCGCCUCGUCUCAUCUCAUCUCACUUAUUCUUAUUGCUUUGCUCAGGCUUUGACGACUCAAGGGUGAUUUACGUGAAGAUUUCACGUACAGGAUUUCAGGCUAGAAACUCUAGGAGGUUCGACUUUCUAUGAGCUUUCACGGGACCAUGCCAGGGGGGUGAAGUAAACUGAUAUGUACUUUUACUUUGGCACAUUCUCUUACGGCGUGGGUGUCACUGUUGUUGUGCUCUCCUGUGGAUCAUUAAGGCAUUAUUAUUAGGGUUCUAUUCUA